Molecule: messenger RNA, 672 nt
Organism: Pyricularia oryzae 70-15
Lineage: Eukaryota; Fungi; Ascomycota; Sordariomycetes; Magnaporthales; Pyriculariaceae
Exons: 2
Coding region: 182-625 (147 amino acids)
Biological process (GO): RNA processing
Molecular function (GO): ribonuclease III activity
Source: RefSeq, a predicted model, not a curated record
AAUAAUGAAGGUGGCCGGAGCGGUCUACUGCUGACUAUUUUAGAAGCUCACUUUCCUGUUGCAGAAAUGGCACUGGCAGCUCGCCCCAAACUUCUUUCUACUCAUUCUUAUUCGGAAUUCCUACUAUCAAUACUUGCACAGCACUUUAACACAGCUUAGUACCUCCAUUUUUGCCAGCAUCAUGUCUCAGGCUAUCGAAGGCAUCCAGACCAAGAUUGGUCACACCUUUGGAAACCAGCGUCUGUGCGAUGAGGCCCUCACGGCGGCGGGUGUCACGUUGCGGAUGUCGGCUACAUCCCAGGUCCACCACCUUGAUGGAAAUGCCGCUCUUGCAUUGAUCGGAGAUGGUAUUCUCCAGAUCGGCGUCGGCCUGCGAAGCCGCGGUUUGGGCGAAUCAAAGGGGGAGGCAUCGGAUCGGUUGAAGAACAUUGUCAGCAACAAGAACCUGGCCAGCAUCUUUGACACGGCGCAGCUGGGUCCUCAUGUCAUUGGCAACCCUUCCCAGUGGGGAGCAAUCUCGGCCAAGACCAAGGCGACCGUCGUGGAAGCUCUACUGGGGGCCGUCUACGUAGAUGCCGGCAUUGAGGCUGCCUUUGCAGUCAUGCGCCACCUCCAGAUCGAGUGAUGAAGUAUCGGUAACGUAAUUACCUCUAACCCCCCCCCCCCCCCCCC